This is a messenger RNA of Macrosteles quadrilineatus (aster leafhopper), 2063 nucleotides long. RefSeq lists its product as uncharacterized. The coding region runs from base 314 to 1813 and encodes 499 amino acids. The transcript is spliced from 3 exons. Lineage: Eukaryota; Metazoa; Arthropoda; Insecta; Hemiptera; Cicadellidae. Gene Ontology annotation, molecular function: protein binding. The record is from RefSeq and is a predicted model, not a curated record.
AUGUCUAUAGGUUAAUCGCGAAUGUGAGCUAUUAUCAUGCCAAAUUUCAGCCCAAUCCGUCCAGUACGGUAAUGCAUGAUUGAACUUUAAACAUAAACAAACAGAUUAAGCUCAGCUAAACUAAUCUAAUGAACUUGAAGAGACAAUCUCUGGUGAACUCCGUGCGGCGCUGGAUGGAUCGCGUAUAAUCACACUCAAUUUAAACUAACCUAACCUACCCUAACCCAACCUCAGCUCUUAAUUUUCAAAAUCUAUUAGAUGACAGAAAAGACAUGUAAGGAAGACAGGUUGGACUUCAUAUGUGUUUGUGACUAUGGAGAAUAUUCUGCUAGAAAUUGCUAUAGAAGUAGCCAAGUACCUCACGCCUCGAGAUAUAUCUUCCUGUUGUGCAGUAUCUCUUCACUGGCGAGAAGUAUUCGGUACCAAUCAGGUUUGGAAAGGACUGUGUGAUUCCGAGUUAGAUGAGCAUCUGAGGACUACACCGUGUGUCGUAGAGCCGCAGUUCUCUCUCCCUGAACAACACUGCUCUUUAGCUCCGCUCAGUCAGUGGCGAACAGCUUACCUGCGGGAACAACAUCUGUGGAAGAACUGGCGAACUGGCAACUGUAAAACUGUGGAACACAAACUGGGGAAAAAUAAAACCUCCGAAGAGCUGUUUGUCACUAAUGACUUGAUAAUGGCGUUUUAUAGAGACUCAAUAGAACUGUUGGACUUGAACACCCACGUUCCUACUCGAAAGGAUUUACUACUGCUAGGUGAAAGAUGUUAUUAUACAUCCAGGGCCUUAAAUAAUGGAAUCAUUAUUUUAAAUGGUUUUCAUUCUGAAGGAGACGACUUUAUUAAAAUUUUUAGGGUAGAUCUAGCCCAAGGCACUAUCAAUUAUAAAUGGCAGGUAGAAUUAAACUUUGAUUAUUCAUUUAAACUUGUGUCCAGCAAUAAAAAAGGAUUGAAUAAUUUCAAUUCUAUGGACCAAUUUGAUCUAAUAAUUACUCCUGGAGGAAAGUGUAUUGGAAAUUUUUGGUUUUGUAAAGAAAAUGACUCUUUCUACAUAUGGGAUUUGGAAAAUGGAGUGGAACUAAGAAAGGAAUGUUGUUCUACAAGCUUGCCAGAAGGAGGGUUGGGUAUUGUAGGAUGUAAACCCGGAUCAAAAUGUGAAGAUAUCCUAGUACUCCUUCCCAAUACAACGUUUUCUGAUCUUCCUGGAAUAGUGUCAGUGACAUGUCGAGUUUAUAAUGUACAUCAACUAUGUUUCUUACCCUUCGAGCAAACUUUUUCAGUUAUUUCCGCGUUUUUAAUUGAACUAGAUCCCAUCGACUUCUGUGCAAUAACUGACAAUUUUUUGGCUCUUUCAGACUGUGAUGUGAAUAAUCCAGAAGAGUUUUCUGGUGUCAGAGUUUACAACUACAGAUCUGGAAAUUUAUUACAUAAUUUACCCUCUAAAGGGACGAUUGAGAUCAUAAAUGAUUCACAUUUUUUGUUUAAAAUGCCAAAAGAUGAUAAAACUGUUUUGUGCUCUGUUUUCUAUCCAUCUAGAGCUAUUUUGAAAAAUAAGAUAACUAAAGGCUUUGAAGUCAAUGAUUUUAGUGUUGUUCAGAAGGGACUUGUAGAAAUAAAUUCAACCCUAGUUAUAAAUCAUUUUCUUGAAAAUUCUUCAACCCAAGUUUGGAGGUUGAAUCGAUACUCCUCUUUUAAAACUGGUGUACUUUUGUAUGAGAGUAUAGAUGUAAAUCGAGCCUUCACAAAGGUUAUAACAAGUUUCAGCCCUUUCCCAGAGCAAGAUGAGGACACAUUCAGAGUCAUUUACUUUUGGUAAUGUUGUAGUGACAGUAUGUUAGUGUUAUAAUAAAUGUAAGUUGUAAUUGUAUUAUUUAAUUAUUUAUUGUAUUUUGUGUAGAACUGGUACAAACAACUUGCAAUGAUAAAUAACAUAGGGUUCUGAAGAUGGUGAGAUUUAAAAAUGCCAGUAAUUGAGAAAGUUGAAUUAUGGAAGUUUUAAAUUGCAAAAGUGAAUACAUUACACUUUCUUUUAACCCAUGAUUUUAUGAAACACUAGCUGUGUGCCC